AUGGCUGACAACCUGCCUGGUGAAAUACCGGCUCUUCUGGCAGCCAACAACAACACCUGGCAACCCUUCCCUCAUGGAAACCAGCAAGAUGAGCCGGUGCCGGGACCGGGCACAUACUACCUCCAAGGGGGGCCAAACCAAACCCCUGCUCCCGAGGGCGUGGAGGAAGUCCAAGCUUCGCAUUGGUUCAGAACAAGGCUUUUGACCGAGAACGACAUCAGCCAACUCACUAGUCUCCAACUCAUCACCCAUUCUCACAACCGAAAUGUUCAACAUGACGACUGGGCUGGAGUUUUGACUUGGUUUGAGCUUGCUAUUCAUAAGGGGAAUAGCGAUGAAGUCAAGAAACUUCCCAGUGGCCAAUCGUUGGCGUGGUUCAGUCACAGAAACUGGUUCGGGGUCAACGAACACAAAUGGUGUCGGGGCCGAAUGUUUACGAAAGAUGACGAGAUAUUCCAGCAUCUCAAGAUCGGAGAUUCCAUCUCUGUUCGGAUGUCUGCUGGUCCCCAUCGUAGAAAUCAUGCCAGCGAAGGAUACCUGGCUUUGGGGUUUGGUAGAGCGCAUCAGACACCUACGCUCCCAGCAGAUCAACCACCGCCUAUCAUCUCGGUGUAUGCCCAGAAGCGGCAGGAAUGUUUCAUGGUCCCAGCAGACGUCCCUUCAAAGGUGGAAGCAACCAUUAUCCAUGAUGGAAUCGAUCUGAUGGGUCGGCUACUGAAGCCGCAAGACAAUGACUGGACAGUGCGGUGCCAUCCACUACCACCAGUUCACCAGCCUACUCAGGAACCAGACUUUGAUUCCACCACAGAGCUGACCAAAAACGAGAAGGGCACCAAACCUUCCCUUCGAGUUGUCAAGCAGUCUACCAUCAACUGGAGACUUCAGAGCGCCGGCAACAACAAUGUGCCCCAGGAUUUGCCACCAAGGAUCACCGUCUGGGAUGACUCUGGGGUUGAGGACAAUGCCGAGUUCGCUAUCAGGGAACCUCACGGGGAAGUCCUGAUCUAUCAGAUGCAUGCGCCUCUGUGGACUGGUGCACUUUGGGACAAAAUUAUUGCACCCCCAGAACAGCAGAGCCUUUCGACUAUCCUCGUGAUUGACGCCGACGAUCUUCGUGCCAAUGAAAUUCGCAUCUCUCGUGGUAUAUCUUGGGAAAAGACAAUGGAGCAUCUUCGAUCAAAACUCGCCAGAAUCACCUUUCCGAUGCCCCAAGAAGUAAAAGAGAGGGUGCAUUUGCUUGUGCGCUGCGGCUACGAGGGUGUCCUCCACGUACCACCAAGUACCCUGGGUGCAGACACUCGACCAUUCGUCUUCCACAUGGUGCCAGACAUGGCAGAGGGCGACCUCCUGCAGCCCUAUCAGGGACGGAUGCCGGGCAUCCACCUGGCUUUUGUUUCUGGGCUGGCAGCAUCUCUCGCCAGAGAACCCGUCAUAGCCCCCGAGACAAUGGGCCGCACACAGGUGGGGACGGCUAUCGAGCUCGCCAUCAUCUGGUCCCAUCGGUUCGCAACCGUGGGGUUCUGCAAGGACAUCAAUGGCGGUUUGAAUUAUCCCAAAGCCAAGAGCCUCAACAACUACCAAGCGUCCAAGACCAAGAUCAUAUAUUGUGAUCGAAACGGGAUGGCCGACGAUGGGAGAUGGUCCCUUUUCAGACUGCCUCGUAGAGAGCGAAGGUUCACCGCUGCUGAAGUAGUCAACCUAGGGACAAAGUACCUCGACGCCAUCGUUCCAACGGCCCUGUUCGGCAAGUUGAAAGCCGCAGAUCGAACAGAGAUUGAAGGUUACCGAUCCACUGCCGCCGUGGUCCAUGAGUAUCUGCGUUGCAAGACAGAUAAGCCACUAUCGAUUGCGGUCUUUGGGCAGCCAGGUGCUGGAAAGUCCUUUGGUAUAAAGGAGGUCAUGAAGGCACUGGUCGAAGACUUUACCAAGAAGAAGUGUGAGCCGAUCGAAGCCAACCUUUCUCAGUUCUUGGAGUACUCGGACUUGGUUGGCAUCUUCCGCAAUAUCAGGGACAAAUCACUCAAGGGCGAAAUUCCAGUUGUGCUGUUUGAUGAGUUUGAUUCUGCCCUCCAUGAGAAAGCGCUGGGCUGGUUGAAGUACUUCCUGGCACCUAUGCAGGAUGGCCAAUUCCUUGACGCCGGCGUCAUCCGAGCCCUUGGACGGGCCAUCUUUAUUUUCAUCGGCGGGACCUCGAGCACAUUCAAGAACUUCAAAAAUAGCAGAGACGAGCCCCCGCCGAACGAUAUCGACCCCGACGAUAACGAAAACCUCAACUAUAACGACGACGACGUCGACAAUGACGAGGAGCACCAACCCGACCACAAUGAUGAAAACAACCAGGAUCCAGACCCGGACCGAGUUCGCCAAGACAGGCAGGCAAAGAAGCCCGACUUCGUCAGCAGAUUGAGCGCACACAUUGACAUCAAGGGUCCAAACAGAGUCAGGCCCAACAGGGAUAGAAUGUUCAUCGUGCGACGAGCUAUCCUACUUGCAAGUAUGCUGAAAAGGCGCUUUGAUGUAGAUGUCGACAGACUGAACGUGCAUGGGGGGGUUACUAAAGCGCUAUUGAACCAUGGGCGCUACCCCCACGGAACUCGCUCGAUGGAGCUGAUUUUACAAACGAGCAGGCUCUCUGGUCGUAACACGUUUGAGACAUCCGCUCUAGCCUCGGAUGAUCAACUUAUCAUGCACGUGCGCAACACUGAUCCCUUCCAUUUCCUGGUUGACCACGGGCCGAUGUGGUUACCAGAUUUCCGUCCGAUUGACGUCGAUUUGUACAUCAAAUGGAUGUGGGCUAGGAUGCAGACCGAAAUGGUACCUAAUUAG
Fusarium vanettenii 77-13-4 is the source of this 2826-nucleotide messenger RNA. RefSeq lists its product as uncharacterized. The transcript has 5 exons. NCBI's taxonomy places the organism in Eukaryota, Fungi, Ascomycota, Sordariomycetes, Hypocreales, Nectriaceae. Bases 1 to 2826 code for a protein of 941 amino acids. Gene Ontology annotation, molecular function: ATP binding; ATP hydrolysis activity. The record is from RefSeq and is a predicted model, not a curated record.